CCUUCACGCACACCACGCUUUUCUGACAGCUGUCAUUGUGAUGUAAAUAAACAAUAAGGAAAAAACGGAAAACUCCCGAAAAAAUGUUCCAGCUAGCCCGGAUAUCGUUCGUGUGCCGGGCACAAUUUUCAACCGCAGUACGACCACUGGCGGCGACCGGCACCGCCCCGGUACCGAUUGUGACAUGUAAAAGGCAACAGUUUAACCUCUACCUGCACGAGCUGCCCUCCGGCGCGGAACGACUCAAGCUUGGCUCGAUUCCACUGGCAUCCGAUGGUUGGCGGCACCGAAAAUCCAGCGGCGAUUAUUUCAUCAUUCAUCCGGCACAGAAAGCACACGAGACGUACGGUUUGAGCGAGCGCACGUUCCAGCAACUGUGCAUCCGAGAUGCGCUGGUGAGCAAUUUAAACCGCCAGCACGUGUUCUCACCGACCCACUAUCAGGUGGAAGGCAUUCAAACGGUCCUGGAUGGCGGCCACACGUUGCUGGCCGCUGAGACGGGUUGCGGUAAAACCUACACGUACCUACUGCCGGUGAUGGAGCAAAUGUUGCGCCGGAAGCUGAACGAAAAGGUGCGUGAAUUCAACACGCCGCUCAUGCUGAUCAUCACACCGGGCAGGGAACUGGCACAGCAGAUCGGUAAAGUUGCCACGGAGCUGGCAGAAGGUCUGAACAUUAAGGUGCGCGUCGUACUCGGAGGCCGUACGAAACAGCACAUGUUGAACCCAUCGUUCGAGGACAUCGACAUACUGGUUGCGAGCUUCGGUGCAAUCAGCAAACUCGUAACGAGCGGUAUCUAUCGCAUGGAAGAGGUACGGUUCGUGGCUCUGGAUGAAGCCGAUACACUGCUCGAUGAUAGCUUCAAUGAAAAGCUGGUGCACCUGAUGCGGCGUUUCCCGUUCCACAAGAAUCACCUGCAGGAUUUGGGAGAGAGCGUUCAAGGGACGCAACUUAUUCUCGCUGCGGCCACCAUGCCGGCGAACAUGGACGAGCAGCUGUCGAAGCUGGUGAAUGUGGCCACUAUCGAGCAGGUGACGAGCCCGAAUCUGCAUCGCUUGAUGGGCCACGUAACGCAACGGUUUAUGCGCGUUCGCAAAACCGAUCGGCCAGAGAUUUUGCUUGAUCUCGUUCAACAGGACCAGAAGCGCCGGAUACCGACGAUCAUUUUCAGUAACAAAACACCUGCCUGUGACUUUGUGUCGCUCUACCUCAACGAUAAUGGAUGCCCGUGUGUGAAUCUGAACGGGGACAUGAUCGUGAAGCUGCGCCUGGGACAGUUUGAAAAGUUCCAGCAAGGCGAAGUGAACGUACUGUCAACGACGGAUGUCGCUAGUCGAGGUCUAAACACGGUCCGCGCGGCCCACGUUAUCAACUUCGACUUUCCACUGUACACCGCCGACUAUAUUCAUCGUGCGGGACGAAUAGGAAGGAUCGGCAGCCGGAAUGAUUGUUUGGUGACGAAUUUGAUUUCAAGUCAGGCAGAGAUUGCAUCAGUUCAGCGGCUGGAACACGCGGCGCGCACCACGAACGUGCUGCGAAACGUGGAUGCGAACGUUAAAGGCAUCAUCCGGCGAACGAUUCAAAAGAAUAUAGAUGCCGCCGCGAAGCUGGAGCUGUGAGGGAAUGUACAAUAAAUAGCAUUUUCAAAGUGGA
Messenger RNA from Anopheles aquasalis, 1653 nucleotides. It is a transcript of the gene Dbp21E2, whose product is annotated as putative ATP-dependent RNA helicase Dbp21E2. The record is from RefSeq and is a predicted model, not a curated record. Gene Ontology annotation, molecular function: ATP binding; nucleic acid binding. Lineage: Eukaryota; Metazoa; Arthropoda; Insecta; Diptera; Culicidae.